Molecule: messenger RNA, 6174 nt
Organism: Dama dama (fallow deer)
Lineage: Eukaryota; Metazoa; Chordata; Mammalia; Artiodactyla; Cervidae
Gene: UBE2W
Product: ubiquitin conjugating enzyme E2 W
Exons: 6
Coding region: 1-543 (180 amino acids)
Source: RefSeq, a predicted model, not a curated record
AUGCUGGGCCCCCGCGGCGUGACGCGAGCACGGCAGCUCCGCCCCCUGCGUCUCUGGCCUCGCCGGCCUUGGGGGGAUGGUUCCAUCAUGGCGUCAAUGCAGAAACGACUACAGAAAGAACUGUUGGCUUUGCAAAAUGACCCACCUCCUGGAAUGACUUUAAAUGAAAAGAGUGUUCAAAAUUCAAUUACACAGUGGAUUGUAGACAUGGAAGGUGCACCAGGUACCUUAUAUGAAGGUGAAAAAUUUCAACUUCUAUUUAAAUUUAGUAGUCGAUAUCCUUUUGACUCUCCUCAGGUCAUGUUUACUGGUGAAAAUAUUCCUGUUCAUCCUCAUGUUUAUAGCAAUGGUCAUAUCUGUUUAUCCAUUCUAACAGAAGACUGGUCCCCAGCGCUCUCAGUCCAGUCAGUUUGUCUUAGCAUUAUUAGCAUGCUUUCCAGCUGCAAAGAAAAGAGACGACCACCAGAUAAUUCUUUUUAUGUUCGAACAUGUAACAAGAAUCCAAAGAAAACAAAAUGGUGGUAUCAUGAUGAUACUUGUUGAUGCCACUGUUCUCAUCCUCCUAGCAGAAGAUAGUCCUACUGAGAAAAUGAGCACUUUGAUCAUUCAGUCUUUGAACUUUAACCUUUGACUGGAAGUGACCUAUAGGCAAUGAAGACUGCUUCCUUUGACUGCAUUUUUACUCGUGUGCAUUCGGGGCGCAUGUUGAUCGCUGGUUGAGUCCAGGCAACUGACAUGCUUUGAUUAGUCAUACAGUAUUAAUGCAGGUGUCAGGAAAUGUCAAAUAUAAUUCCAUUUUUUAUUUUUAUUUUUUUAAGCUUUUGAAAAGUUCCAGGUCCUCAUGUAUUGUGCAAUAACAAUGACUUCCUUGGCGGUUUUGGGACGUUCAUUGCCGGCAAUGGACGUUGUAACAGGAAAAAAUUUCAUUAACUUCUGCCACUCAAUGAUUAAUGCGUGAUAGGGCCUAUGACAUGAACUUAACGGUUAGAGUGGGAUUAUAAAUAAAGUGAGGGAUCCAACAUUACUCUGAAAGUCACCCCAACUGCUCAUAUUUGGAUUCUAUGCACUGUGAACCUAAGGUUAACAGCAUGAAUUAACAUGCGUCUUUAAAGGACUGUAAUGAAAGAUCAUUGCGUAUUUAUUGAAUUGUUUAUAUCUGCUGUCAAAUUGUUUUGACAUGGACGGUUUUCAAGUAACAUUGGCAGAGAGGUACAAUAUGUUAUCCCUAUGGUGAAAAUAAAUUCGUUUGUUGUACAUAGUUCCUCAAUCUCUGAAGUAAAGGUAUGAGUAAUAUAGGGUAUAAAUGGUUUAAUCAAGGCUUUAUUUUGGAAGUAAGAAAAAUGGCAGUGGUGAUUAAACUGCUACAGUCCGUAAUUUGGGCUUGUUGUUUGUACAUUAUCAAUUUUCUCCAAAUAGAUGACACUCUGUUACUUCCUGCUAGCCAUCAGCAUGAGCCCUACUGCCUAAACACUAUUUCAUUUAUUUAUGUUUGGAAAAUCCAUAAACAUUUUUGUUUGCAAUUUUGUUUCUUUUGUUAUGUUUGAAGUCAAGUUUGAAUGUUAUGAUACUUUAAAUUGAAAAACUUUUGUCAAGUUUUUUCUUGUAAAUUUUCUUUACUUGUAAGUAUCAUCUUGUCCUUCUUUCCUGUACCCUAAAAUAAGAAAUACAUUUUUGACAAGAGGCUUAAUGUUUUAACAAAAGAGUGUGGACAUUUUUAUUUUAAAAUUUAGGCAAAAGUACACUAUAGAACGGUAUGUUUGCUUAUUUGUCUCACACAACCAUACAGGUUUUUUUUUUUUCUAGAGGGAUUUGUUUUGUUUUGUUCUGUUUUGUUGUUAUUUAAGACUUCACUUAUAGGUAGACAACAUUUUUCUAUAGAAAAAAAUUGUUUGAAAGGUCCAACUCUCAGUACCAUGUAAGUUAAUGAUACUGCAACUAGGUUCUCUUUUUAAAAAGCAAUUAAUGUAUUUUAUAAAUUACCUUUUCACAUAUGCAAAAUCUGUUUCUACUACAAUGUUAUUUUUACUAAUGCCUGUUGUUGCACUCUAUGACAUAUCCUACAGUGAAUAUAUGAAUCAAUUUGGGCUUAAAAAUGAAAGCCAGUUGGCUGAAAGGUUUGAAAUAUGUACCCCAGCAAAACCAUCCAAUCAAUAAUUGGCAGAGAAUAUUUUAAAAAUUGUUUUUAAUCUCUGUAUAGAUGACAUUUUGUAGCUUUGUACAUGUUGUUAAUUAAGGGCAUAUAAUUUUACACUCUAAAAGUAUAAUUGUUGAACUCAGGGGUGGGUAGACUUCAAAAAUAUGUCUGCUGUAGAAAUUAACUUGAAAAAAAUUUUUAAACUAUGGCCAGCCACCAAAUUGUGGACACUGUUUAUACUGCUAGUUAUUCAUAACAACUACCACUGUUCAAAAGUAAAAACAUUUUUGUUCUGUCGUGCCUAGAUGUACAUAAGUUCUCUCAGCAGUCUCUUAUCAGUCCUAUUAGUUGGCCAGUUUAGCUAAGACAAAAAAAUGUUUUUUGGAAUGCUUUGAACUGCUCUUAGUUUUUAACUGCUUUUUAAUAUGAAAAUUGCAGCUGUAAAUGAUGUAUUUUUCAUAUUUUACAUAACUGCUCUAGACUACUGAUUUCACUUGGUCAUUUUCCCGGGUGGGGGUGGGGGAAUCUCUCUCCAUACUGCUGGUCCUCUUACUAAAAUCCUUUUAUAAGGAAAUGACCUGUGACAUUUAUUCACCAAAGGAAUUAAUAUACCAGGUCAAAGGAUAACAUUGCUAUCAUAUAGAUUAAUAGGUCAUAUAUAGUCUCAAUUGAAUUUUUUAAUAUGAAUAAUACUAUUUUAACAUACCUCUCUCUCUACAUAGAGAUACCAUAAAAUAAAUUAAGAUGACAAAAAGGAAAGUAGAGGAGAACCAAAUAACUCUGGUACAUUUUAUGGUUUAAGGAAAAGAAGACAGGACGAAAUACCUAAAACAUAGAUGCACCAACCAUUCAGAAUUUGCAGUCUGAUAACACCUGCGUUACUUCCUUGAACUUUAGGAAUCACUGAAAACUCAUGUGCACUUAGAUUUAGUUAAUUUUAAAUAUGUUACAUUAUUAAAAGAUGUUUACCUAAGUCACUGCUCAAGAAGGGGCAAUUACCGACUUUGUAAUAAUAAAAAUAUUUCUCUGUAAUACGUUGUUGAAUAACAACCAGAAUACCAAGCAAGUGUGUACAUAGGAACAUGCUACUUCCCUCUUGCCCACAUUCCCUCUGUGAGGCACUGUCUGCUGCAGAGCUCUACAGAAUUAGACCUUCAGAUUGAGACAGCAUGAACUCUCUCUGUCUUUAUUUAUUUAUUUAUUUAUUUUAAGGCCAUUCUUCUGGUUUGCCAAAUUCUGUUAAGGCAGUGAUACAUUCAGUUCCUUAUUUUGCAUGCUUAGAUCACAAACUUGGUGCCCUUCCCCCCAAAAAAAGUCAAGUAGGUAAUUAAUACCAUAGAUUUUAAAGAGAGAAAUGGUUUUCAGUUUUUUAAGAUAAAUUUUUAAAAACAAAUUUUAUGGCAGUUCUCUUAAGGAAUUUAAUACUCAUCUCUAAAGGACUGACUGGUACAAAUUCCUUUUUUAGCCAGCAGGGAAAUAAGGCUUUUUUUUUUUUUUUUUUUAAUUCCUGGAAGAAAAUGCUAAAAAAUAGCUUUUAUAUACAGUUCAUCUGGAGAAAGAUCUUGAUCUUUAUUGUUUUGACUAGGUAUAUAAAUAUUUGGUACAAAGUAAUGAGAAUAGUUAGCUACUUUUUCCCUUUUGAAAUUUUAACUAUAUGCAAAAACAUAUAUCAUUAGAUUCCUGUGGUGGAUAAUAAUUUCUUCAGAUUCUAAAACAGGUAUCUAGUGACUGUUUAAUUGUUCCCAGGUUGCAUCAAAGAUAAGUUGAAAUCAGUAAUGAUAUGAAAAUGAUAUGUAACCACAUAUUACUUGUUCCUGGUAAUCAAGUCUUAUUUUUUAAAAAGCCUAUUGUUUUUGAGAAUUGAGACAUUGAAAACUUGUUAAAGCUUCUUCCUAAAAAUAGAAGAGAAGAGGAGGUACUGUGUGUUUAAAAAAAAUUUUUUUUAAAUAAAGAAUUCGGUGUCACUAGUUCUCAGCCUUUAUGGUUACUGCUGCUUAUAUUUCUCAAUCUCACUUUUAUUUAGUUUUUUGUACAUAUUUUAGCUGAAUGCAUAAGGUUUGUAACUUGUGUAUGCAUGUUUAUUUUCCAAAAGAGCUGAGGCUUGACUGAAUGUCCCUUUGAGGAUUCAUUGCUACCAAAAGCCAGCUGCUGCACUAUUCUUUUAUGCUGAUACCUUUGCAUAAUUAAGGUUUGUGAAGAAGGUGUCUUUAAUCCGCACCUCCUGGCCCUAGUCCUCUUUGCAGUCUUUGUUUUUAUUCCUCCUCUAUUUUUCUACCUUCUCAUCUCACAGGUAUCAGUGGAUCAGUCUUCAGUUGCCUCUCUGACCACUCAUUUUUCUCCCCUCUUCCCUCCCUUCUUGUCUCCCUUCCCCUUUACUCCCCCUUUCCCAUUCUUGAGGAUAGGAAAUCCAGGAGGAGGGUUAUUAAAAUUACAUCCAAAAAAGUUUUAAUAAAAGGACUCCAUCCUACAAAAAUUUCUGAUAAGUAAUUUUAGUCCAUCAGUAGAUGGCUAAACUUGUUGAAUAAUUUUAAAAAAUGCUUGAUAAAUACGCUACCAGUUAGCUCUAAUUUAGUUCUUAAAUACUGAUAUUGAGGGAAUUUUGUUUACUUUCUGGAUGUGACUCUCUCAAAGCCUUUUUUUUAAGAUUUUGUUUUGUUUUUGAUAUGAACCCUUUUUAAAGUCUGUUUUGAAUUGGUCACAAUACUGCUUCUGUUUUAUUUUUUUUUUAAUUUUUUUUGGCCCUGAGGCAUGUGAGAUCUUAGUUCCCCAACCAGGAAUUGAACUCGCACCCCCUACAUUGGAAGGUAAAGUCUUAAGUGCUGGAACACCAGGGAAGUCCCUCAAAGACUAAUUAUUGCCCUAAUGAAUUCAAUUACUUAUUUUGAUGAACAUGUUUUUCCUUUUAAGGUUCUAAAAUCAUUUUUGAGAUUUGCAUGGAACUGUUUUUUAAAAAUAAUUUGUGGGAGAUUUUUAUCUUCUCAGCAUAAAUUAAAGACAGACCUAUAUACACCCUUAUCACUAGAGGUCCAUGGAAUCUAAAUUUGUACUUCAAACUUAGAUCUCUGUCCUUCAAGUUGAAGUUCUAGUUCUGACUAUGCUCCUGAUAAUUUAGAUUUUUAUUUUUAAUUUCAUUCUCUAAUGUUAGUAUUACAACUUUUAUUUGGGGAUGAAUCUCAAAAGUUAUUACAUAAUAUCUUUUUUAUAAAAAAAUUUUUGUUAAUAUAAGUGUGAUAUCUGAAGCUAUUUUGACUACGUGGUAGGAAUGUCUGAAUAGACGUCAGUACAUCCUCACAUACCAAAACUCAAGUGUUUCAAGCUGAGUGCAGUUGAUUGGGGAAAGGAGAAGCAAUUCUUUUCUAUUUCUUGGUAUACACAUCAUCAAGGGUUUUGAGAAAACUGAUCCUACAAUAAUUCUCAGAGCUGUUUUCUCAAAGGCAAAAGUGUGGUUUCAAAACUCACAGGGCUUUGGCUUGUCAGAUGUGACUUGUCAGAUUUCGUGGCACAUCAAAUAAUUGAAGAAUCCUGCCUCUGUAAUUAAAAACCUGAAACAGGGCAAAUAAAGAGUUUGGUAGAUGGUUUCAGAUAACUAGAAAUGCUAGUCUCUUCAUAGUUAACCACAGAUUGUUUACAUAAUGCAAAUUGAUUGUCAAGCUCAAGGUAACAGUUAUUUGAAUAGAUUAUUAGGUCAGUUAUCUAGUAGCCAAGAGUUAGAUGCAUGUUCAAGUUAUAAUGAAUUUUUUUAUUUUUAGCUGGUACCAUUUUUCUCUUAAUAUUCAGAAAUACAAAUUGUGCAUUUUAUUAAUAAGAAUGAAAGCUCAUGCUGGAAGAUUUGCAUAGGGUGGAUGUAUAUAUUUUAUAAAAUCAAGUUGUAAAAUAUGUAAAGCUACUGCUUUUUAAAUAGAAUAUAAAUGUUGACAGAUAAAUCUAUAUAUUAUAUAUUUUUAAAUACAUGUAUGAAACUUUUGUUAGUUGAAUAUAAACUACAUUGUGUGCUUUAUGAAUCUCAGUAACUUUUAAUAAUAAAGCAGUUGUCAUUGAUU